UGCCCCCGUCGGCGGAAGCGCUGCGCGGGAGGCGGAAGCGGCUGGUGUCCGCGUGGUUUGGCGGGUGCCGCGGGAGUCCGGCGGCUGUGCCCACGUAGACCCUCUGCUGGGGGCGCCGGCACCAGUUGGAGCACGUGAGGAAGAAAAAUGUCUCAAAAGCAGAUGAAGGAAGCUUUUGUUAGUAACCUCAAUGGAACCACCGUGCUGGAAAUCACCCAGGGAUUGUGCUUUCCUGCAUUCUGUAUCCUGUGCAGAGGGUUCCUGAUCAUUUUCUCACAGUACUUGUGUUCUUUCUCACAUACCUGGAAAACUAGAUUCUUCAUUGACUUUGUUGUCCUAAUAGUUCCCAUGGUAGCCACUUUGACCAUUUGGGCUUCAUUUAUCCUCCUUGAGCUUCUUGCUGUAAUUAUCUUUGGGGCAGGGCUGUUCUAUCAAAUAUACCGAAGGAGGACCUGCUAUGCCAGACUGCCUUUCCAAAAAAUCCUUGAAAAAUUCUUGAACAUCAGUCUAGAAUCAGAAUACAUUCCAGCCAUCUCCUGUUUCCGUGUAAUUACCGGUGCAUUCACUGCUAUUGCUAUUUUGGCUGUGGACUUCCCAUUUUUUCCCAGAAGAUUUGCCAAAACUGAGCUCUAUGGGACAGGAGCAAUGGAUUUUGGAGUAGGUGGCUUUGUUUUUGGGACUGCAAUGGUUUGUCUAGAGGUCAGGAGGAGAAAAUGUAUGGAAGGGUCCAAAUUGCAUUACUUUACAAACUCAUUGUACUCUGUUUGGCCAUUAGUCUUCCUAGGAAUUGGACGAUUAGCCAUUAUAAAAUCAAUAGGUUAUCAGGAACAUUUAACUGAGUAUGGAGUUCACUGGAACUUUUUCUUUACCAUAAUAGUUGUGAAAUUGAUAACACCACUGCUUUUCAUUAUUUUUCCCCUAAAUAAGUCCUGGAUUAUUGCCCUCAGUGUUACUGUAUUAUACCAGCUAGCCCUUGACUUUACCUCACUGAAGAGGUUAAUAUUGUAUGGCACUGAUGGUAGUGGCACACGGAUUGGUCUAUUAAAUGCCAACCGCGAAGGAAUAAUCUCUACCCUGGGGUAUGUGGCAAUACACAUGGCUGGUGUGCAAACAGGAUUAUAUGUGCAUAAGAACCGAUCACAUAUCAAAGACUUGAUAAAAGUAGCCUGUUUUCUUUUACUGGCAGCUAUUAGCCUCUUCAUAUCUCUUUAUGUAGUUCAAGUAAAUGUAGAAGCAGUAUCUCGAAGAAUGGCAAAUUUAGCCUUUUGUAUUUGGAUAGUUGCUUCUAGCCUGAUCCUUCUUAGUAGUUUAUUACUGGGUGAUAUAAUUUUGAGUUUUGCCAAAUUUCUAAUUAAAGGAGCUCUGGUACCAUGUUCUUGGAAACUUAUCCAGUCACCUGUUACAAGUAAAAAGCAUUCAGAAUAUCUAAUCCCUGAAGCUGAAAGAAUGGAACCCAGGCUUUGUUUAAUCACAGCUCUCAACAGAAAACAGUUAAUAUUUUUCUUGCUGUCAAAUAUAACAACUGGCCUGAUCAACCUAAUGGUAGAUACAUUACACAGCAGUACCUUGUGGGCCUUAUUUGUGGUCAAUCUCUAUAUGUUUUCCAACUGUUUAAUUGUAUAUGUACUAUAUUUGCAAGAUAAGACUAUACAAUUUUGGUGAUCAGCAGGGGUAGGAUAUAUAAGUACUUGGGCAAUAUUUAAUGAGGAAUAUUAAUUGUAAAGAAAUUGUGCUUUUUGGCCGGGUGCGGUGGCUCACACCUGUAAUCCCAGCACUUUGGGAGGCCAAGGCAGGCGGAUCACCAGGUCAGGAGACCGAGACCAUCCUGGCUAACACGGUGAAACCCUGUCUUUACUUAAAA
Molecule: messenger RNA, 1861 nt
Organism: Chlorocebus sabaeus (green monkey)
Lineage: Eukaryota; Metazoa; Chordata; Mammalia; Primates; Cercopithecidae
Gene: PIGW
Product: phosphatidylinositol glycan anchor biosynthesis class W
Biological process (GO): GPI anchor biosynthetic process; protein localization to plasma membrane
Cellular component (GO): membrane; endoplasmic reticulum
Molecular function (GO): glucosaminyl-phosphatidylinositol O-acyltransferase activity
Source: RefSeq, a predicted model, not a curated record